AUGGAUUCCAACGGAGUCGGGGAGACGGCGGCGGAUAUCCGCCGGGAAAUCGCCUCUUUAGAGAAGGACAAGGCGCACAUCGAGGACCGAAUAUCAGCUCUGCGAGCUCGGCUCAGUAAUCAUAUCCCGGAGAAUGGAAGAGAGGAGGCGGGUACCGCCGCCCCGCGCCCCACGGCGACGCCUUCCGGCGGCCAAUUGUCAGCUGAUAUGAUAUACAGAUACAGCCGCCAGCUGAUACUUCCGUCGUUCGGGGUUGAUGCGCAGGCGAAUUUGUUGAGGUCUUCGGUGUUGGUUAUUGGAGCCGGCGGCUUGGGCGCGCCUGCACUGCUUUACCUUGCGGCCUGCGGUGUAGGGCGUGUGGGUAUUGUCGAUCAUGAUGUUGUGGAGCUUAACAAUUUACAUAGGCAGGUAAUCCAUACUGAAUCAUAUAUUGGAAGAUCGAAAGUAGAGUCUGCUGCUGCUACAUGUCGCGCGAUUAACUCUACCGUCCAAAUAGUGGAGCACAAGGAAGCAUUUCGUACAUCCAAUGCCUUGGAGAUUAUGAGAAAGUAUGAUAUUGUUGUAGAUGCAACUGACAAUGUCCCUAGUCGUUAUAUGAUUAGUGAUUGCUGUGUUGUCUUGGGGAAGCCUCUAAUUUCUGGAGCUGCACUCGGACUGGAGGGACAGCUUACUGUUUACAAUUAUAAUGGAGGUCCAUGCUAUCGAUGCCUAUUCCCAACUCCGCCACCUUCAACAGCAUGUCAGAGAUGUGCAGACAGUGGAGUUCUUGGAGUAGUUCCUGGCAUUAUCGGGUGUCUCCAGGCCCUUGAAGCUAUAAAAGUUGUAAGUGGAGUUGGAGAACCACUUUCAGGAAGAAUGCUUCUAUUGGAUGCACUUUCUGCUAGAAUUCGCGUUGUCAAAAUUAGAGGGAGAUCACUACAUUGUGAAGCAUGUGGAGAAAACGGGACAAUGAACGAACAGAACUUUCAGACUUUCGACUAUGAAAAAUUCACUCAAUCUCCGCUAUCCACGUCUCCACUGAAGUUAAACCUGCUUUCAUCGGAGGAUAGAAUAACCUGCAAGGAAUACAAAGAAAAACACUCGAAAGGCGAGCCACACGUUUUGCUCGAUGUUCGACCCUCUCAUCACUACAAAAUUACCUCCCUAACAAAUUCACUGAACGUCCCUUUAGCAAAUCUGAAAGAGAGGAUAUCCGAAAUAUCGGCAGCCUUAGCAAAAGAGGAAGAGGAAAAGAAGAAUGGUGAUAGCAAUCGAGAAGAAGCGUCUCUAUACGUGAUUUGCAGAAGGGGAAAUGACUCGCAAAAGGCAGUCAGGUUACUUCGCGAGAUGGGUUUUGCUUUAGCUAAGGAUAUUGUUGGUGGGCUCGAGUCGUGGGCCCACGAUGUGGACCCACAAUUCCCGACAUACUAG
Messenger RNA from Striga hermonthica, 1410 nucleotides. The record is from the annotation of a GenBank genome assembly. NCBI's taxonomy places the organism in Eukaryota, Viridiplantae, Streptophyta, Magnoliopsida, Lamiales, Orobanchaceae.